AUUUCCUGUAUUACGAUUUUAGACCAUGAGAGCAAUGGCGGCCCCCAUAUGAACGACUGGAUUGGUGUUUAGUAACGUUAAUCCUUUCAUGUAUAGAUACAUAAAAGUUGUGGACCGACCACCCAAAAUAUUGUGGAAGCCAUUUAGAUACGAGUGUGUCCGUGUUCAUUCCCACCUUGCUGCGAAAAUAACUGGUUGCAGCCCUCUCUCUCUCAUGUUGGCAUGGAAACUGCCCCCGAGGCUUCGACACAACUUCCUGUCCCUUCCGCUCGCCCGGCCAGCAAGUGGCGUUGCCAGGCGGCAGUAUGAUGUCAUCGUGGUUGGAGGGGGGCAUGCGGGGACGGAGGCGGCCGCAGGUGCUGCCAGGGUGGGGGCAGAGACCCUCCUCAUCACACAGAAGAUGCACACCAUCGGGGCGCUGUCCUGUAACCCCUCCCUGGGGGGCGUGGGGAAGGGCCAGCUGGUGAGGGAGGUGGAUGCCCUGGACGGGCUGUGUGGCCGGGCGGGGGACUGGGCGGGGGUCCACUUCUCCAUCCUAAACCGCAGCAAAGGCCCGGCCGUGUGGGGGCCUCGUGCCCAGCUGGACCGCCAGCGCUACCGCCACUUCAUCCAGGCAGAGCUGCUGUCCACCCCCAGGCUGACGGUGGUUGAGGGCUCUGUGGAGGAGCUGCUGGUGUCGGACUCCCUCCCAGAUGAACCAGGGCAACACAGAGUCACUGGGAUCACUCUGGUGGGGGCAAGCCAUCCCCUCCUGGCCAGCUCAGUGGUACUGACCACAGGCACCUUCCUGUCUGGCUUCCUCUUUAUGGGCCAAACCAACUCUCCUGGGGGGAGGAUGGGGGACGCCCCCUCCAGCGCUGGGCUGUCCAACACCCUGAGAGAGAGGCUGGGGCUGCAGGUGGGCCGGCUGAGGACUGGAACCCCCCCGCGCAUCCUGAAGGCCUCGGUAGACCUGUCCCUGGCUCAGCUCUCAGAACCAGACAAACACCCCACACCAUUCAGCUUUAUCAACACACACGUGCACUGCAAGCCGGAGGAGCAGCUGCCAUGUCAUCUCACCCAGACCACAGCUGGGGUAGAGAGGGUGGUGAGAGACAGUCUGCACCUCAACUGUCACAUCCAGCAGGACACCAAGGGACCCAGGUACUGCCCGUCCAUCGAGUCGCGAGUGCUGCGGUUUCCGGGGCGACAGCACCAGGUGUGGCUGGAGCCGGAGGGUUUGACCUCCGACCUCCUGUACCCCCAGGGCCUGUCCAUGACCAUGCCCCCUGACCUGCAGCUCCGCCUCCUCAGGGAGAUCCCUCCUCUGCACCGGGCAGAGAUACACACUCCUGGUUACGGGGUGCAGUAUGACUAUGUGUGUCCCACCCAGCUGGCCCCCUCCCUGCAGGUGAAGAGCACGCAGGGCCUCUUCCUCGCUGGCCAGAUCAACGGCACCACCGGGUACGAAGAGGCAGCAGCUCAGGGCCUGUGGGCGGGGGUGAACGCUGGCCGGGCCGCCCUCUCCCUGCCCCCCCUGGCGCUGUCCAGGACCCAGAGCUACAUCGGCGUUCUGGUGGACGACCUGGUGGGUCGCGGAGUGACAGAACCCUACCGCAUGUUCACCAGCCGGGCUGAGUUCAGGACGUCCCUCAGACCCGACAACGCCGACCUGCGCCUCACCCCCAGAGGAUUUGAGGAGAUGGGCUGCGUGUCGCCCGGGCGGCACCAGGAAGUGCUGAGGGUGAGCGAGGCGCUCCAGGGAGGCCUGGACGCCCUGCUCUCGCUCCGUCUGCCGGCCAGUCGCUGGAGGGACAAGCUGGGCCUCGUGGGAGUGAGUGAGACCAAGAGCUCCACCCUGAGUGGUGUGGAUCUGUUACAGUAUAAAGACGUGUCCUUCCAAAUGCUGGCCUCCGCCUUCCCAGAAUGCCUUUCGCCUUACCUGGAAUUCGCACAGAGACUCAAGAUUGAAGCGGUGUACAGGCCCCACUGUGAGAAGCAGAGGAGGGAGAUGGAGAGGAUCCAGAGGGAGGACGGUCUCUCGCUGCCCCAGGACCUGGACUACCUGAGCCUGCCUACGGGCCUCUCUCAGGAGGUCCGCGAGGUCCUGGACCGUGCUCGGCCCAGCACGCUGGGUGCAGCCAGCCGUUUGCCCGGCAUGACCCCGGCAGGUGUGGUGAACCUACUGAACUACGUCCACAAGACAUCCCGGAGACACACGCCUCCCACCCACCCUCCCCAGCCCCCCCGGGGGCCCGGCCAGCAGGAAGGGGGGGCAGGGGGGCUGGGGACCCUCUCUACCUCAGUGAAAUAACCACCACAACACUGUAAUCAAGCAAAGUCUGUAUUAUAGGAACAUGUACAAAAAUAAAUUAAGGAAUUUUAUAA
Osmerus eperlanus (European smelt) is the source of this 2367-nucleotide messenger RNA. RefSeq names its product mitochondrial tRNA translation optimization 1 (gene mto1). Gene Ontology annotation, biological process: mitochondrial tRNA wobble uridine modification; tRNA methylation. Gene Ontology annotation, molecular function: flavin adenine dinucleotide binding. Lineage: Eukaryota; Metazoa; Chordata; Actinopteri; Osmeriformes; Osmeridae. Gene Ontology annotation, cellular component: cytosol; mitochondrion. The record is from RefSeq and is a predicted model, not a curated record. The transcript has 13 exons. The coding region runs from base 89 to 2293 and encodes 734 amino acids.